This is a messenger RNA of Aspergillus chevalieri, 780 nucleotides long. RefSeq names its product negative cofactor 2 transcription regulator complex subunit BUR6 (gene nctA). Gene Ontology annotation, biological process: positive regulation of transcription by RNA polymerase II; transcription by RNA polymerase II; negative regulation of transcription by RNA polymerase II. Bases 1 to 780 code for a protein of 259 amino acids. Lineage: Eukaryota; Fungi; Ascomycota; Eurotiomycetes; Eurotiales; Aspergillaceae. The record is from RefSeq and is a predicted model, not a curated record. Gene Ontology annotation, molecular function: transcription corepressor activity; protein heterodimerization activity; RNA polymerase II general transcription initiation factor activity. The transcript is spliced from 2 exons. Gene Ontology annotation, cellular component: nucleus; negative cofactor 2 complex.
AUGACAGACCAGGAUAAUUCCUACAGACCUCGAUCCCCCGAUUUCUCCUCCUUCCAAUCCAACUUCCCUCCCCCAGCGGCCAGCAGUCCCAGCUAUCAAUUCACUCCGCUGGCCCACCACGCCUCCUACGACGCCUCCCCGUUCUUCACCCCGCAAUACCACCAGCGGCCGGCCGCUGCACAGCAAUACGUGCCUCCGUUCUCCCCCAGUUACCCUGCACAGGAUUUCGAUAUGGCCCGGAGAUCAUCUCGCAUCGCGCGCGCAACCGAAGCCGACCCCGCGCCUGAAUCAAAAUACCUCGAGGAGCCCAGUGAGCCUGAGGCGCCAGAAGAGGUGGCUGAGUAUGAACCGGAACCCAAGCCUGAGCCCGAGGAGCCUGAGCUGCCGAUCAAGGAGGAGGUCAAGUCACGUCUCGGGGAGGGGAUAGAGGUUAAGACCAAGUUUCCGGUGGCGCGCAUCAAGCGCAUCAUGCAGGCGGAUGAGGAUGUCGGGAAGGUUGCGCAGGUUACCCCGAUUGCAGUGUCCAAAGCAUUGGAACUUUUCAUGAUCUCCCUCGUCACCAAGGCCGCCAAAGAAGCCAAAGACCGCAAUUCCAAACGCGUCACUGCGUCACAUUUGAAACACGCCGUUGCCAAAGACGAGGUUCUAGACUUUCUGGCAGACAUAAUCGCCAAGGUCCCGGACCAACCCAGUCGGAAACAGGAUGAUGACGGAAGUGAUCAGAACGAGGGGAAACGAAAGCGCGGAGGCCGACGACCGAAAGAAGAUAAUAGUGACUAG